Molecule: messenger RNA, 1254 nt
Organism: Lates calcarifer (barramundi perch)
Lineage: Eukaryota; Metazoa; Chordata; Actinopteri; Centropomidae
Gene: lg4h14orf119
Product: linkage group 4 C14orf119 homolog
Exons: 2
Coding region: 434-913 (159 amino acids)
Source: RefSeq, a predicted model, not a curated record
CUAGUUAACUGCAUCCUCUUCCUGUAUAUAUUUGUUGCGAGAUUAGCGACACUUUCAUUCAAGAUAGCUACACUUCAGUUAUGCUGACAAUAAGGUGAUUUAACUCUACUUUUAAAACAUGGGUAUAUACAGCAUGGCUAUAUUAAGCGUAGUUCAAGUUAAUUGUGAUGCAGACUUUUAAUUCAGACUCCGACGGUGGCUUUUCUUAUUUAUGCGCUAAGCUACAUAACGUUACUCAGACCAGAGGAAUUGCUGCUUACUUACAGUCAAUGGUGCAGCUGGUUUCUCGGGGUCAAACAAACCUGUUUUUCCAAAGGUUUCGUUGUUCAGUCAUGUUAGUCAAGGUCUAAAUCAGCUGCAGUGACAGCAGCCCACAGACAUUCUGUAUAGCGUUCACUGCAGGCUCAGAGGUCCAACAGAGGGAUUACCGACCAUGGCAACACAACAGUGGACCGGUGUUCCCGACUGCUGCACCCCCAGCCCGGAGGACUUUCCAUCAGUUCCCCAGGGUGUAGUCAGCCCUCCCAGCCUUGAAAACCUGUCCUGCGCCUCUCCGAGUGCGGGUCAAGCUAGACAGCCGGAGCCCAUCUCCUAUGUAACCCUUCAGGAGCAGCGGUGCGUCCUGAGCUGGUUCCAGGGUUGGACCGCCACUCAGAGGGAGCGGUUCUUGCAGGAUCUGCUUGGGAAAGCUGUGCCCGGGAAAGUGUGCACCCUCCUAGAUGCACUCAGUACCCUUCAGGUUAAAGACCGACUACCAAACAUCUUUGAAUGUCAGCUGCGCCUGUGGACCCAGUGGUUUGAGUCCUGGGGAGAAGAGGAAAGGAAUCAUUUCCUGCACAUGCUGGAGGAACGGGAUCCAGUGUUUGUUUCCCACUUUUAUAGCAGUGUAGCUGGAACAGCAGGAAGAGACUGAGCAGUGUUUGUGUUAUUACAAAAUGUGUUAAAGAGGUGAUGUGUAUAUUAAAUCUGAGAUAGUUCUCUUUUCUUUCUUUUUCAAAGAAAUGUUUGUGUAACUGUGAUGGAAGUUAUUGAAGGUAUACCGUUUCCUUUUAAGAACAGACCUGUUCAUUCAGUAUGAGCGAGUUUUUUAAACUCUGUGUCCUGCACUGGAUUCUGCAGGGCUGCAUCACAUAUCACUUUUCAUAUUAAGUUAAGAACUUCUUGUUUAGACAAUGAAGCGCCGCCAUUUUGUGACCCAGUGGCAGUAUAAUAUCUGGGUAUAAGAAAAAUAAACGUAAAGGCUUUUUUUCUGCA